Molecule: messenger RNA, 2847 nt
Organism: Xenopus tropicalis (tropical clawed frog)
Lineage: Eukaryota; Metazoa; Chordata; Amphibia; Anura; Pipidae
Gene: gfod1
Product: Gfo/Idh/MocA-like oxidoreductase domain containing 1
Exons: 3
Coding region: 1023-2237 (404 amino acids)
Cellular component (GO): extracellular region
Molecular function (GO): nucleotide binding
Source: RefSeq, a predicted model, not a curated record
AAUUUAACUGUGUAUACUGGGAUUACUUUAAGGGCACCCUACCCUAAUAAUAUGAAUCUGGGUCUCCAAUUUGUGCAGUGGGAAGAUUAAUACAUUUAUUUGAAAUCAGUGUGGCAGCAGCACAACUGUGAAAAGCUUUUCAGACACAGACUUACCCUUCAUACAUGCUAAAAUUCACAUUUCAGAUCUGUUCACUUUAUUAUAUAUGACUAUUAAUGACUGUAUUGCACUUUUACGCUGUUUAUUUGGGUUAUUAAGAAUAUGUGUUGGUGGUCUGACAAUAUACUGACGCUCUAGGGACAAGAAGUAUUUAGUAAUUAUUGCCCACGGAAGGCCAGCUGGGGUCUAAGAACUAUAUCCUGUAACGUGCUCCCUGCUUUAAAAAGGGUGAGGCUGAGGCGCUUGUAGGUUCAUCACAGGAAACAUGCACAGAACGCUUCCCUGCACCUUCUCAGCAGUGACUGUCACUAGGAAGGAAGGCAACAGUUAAACACACAACCCUAGUAAUAGCCAAUGGGAUUGCAAGUAGCAAGGAGGGCGUUGCAGGAAAAGACAUACCCUGCACAUUAGUUGACAGCAGCUGGCUCCUCCCCCUGCCAGUAUGAAGAGCCUGUGAUGAUGGCAGAGGAAGGCUAGCACGGAGCCAACGCUGCACCAUCCCCUCUUUCAUUCCGGGAGCUGCUCCCAAGCUUCCUACAGACACGUACACUCCUAUUUUUGGCAGCCGGUUUAUCCGGGUUUUUUUCAUUUCAUCCUUUCCGACAUUGCAUUGCAUUUUCCUGAGACAAAAGGGGAGGGGGCAGCGUGUCUGGUGGAUCCUGGCAUGAGCUGGGCAUGGAGGGCUGAGUUGGGGAUGUGGCCCCUCCAUCCUGAGAGGUGAGGGGGCAUAGGAAGAGCAUUUGUAUUGCUGCUGUUAUUAUUAAGACUUGUGGUCCCCUGGAGGCGCUGGCUUCCUUUCUGUAUAGAACACGAAGCUGCAGCACCCAGCUCCCUUCUGCCCCCAGCCAGGGCUCAGCUCAGCUAUGCUGCCCGGGGUAGGGGUGUUUGGCACAAGCCUGACAUCAAGGGUGAUUAUCCCCCUGCUGAAGGACGAGGGAUUCUCGGUGAAGGCGCUAUGGGGAAGGACACAGGAGGAGGCAGAGGAGCUGGCGAAGGAGAUGAGCGUCCCUUUCUACACCAACCGCAUCGACGAUGUUUUGUUGCACCAAGACGUGGAUCUGGUGUGCAUCAACCUGCCGCCACCGCUCACCAAGCAGAUUGCUGUCAAAACCCUGGAAGGUCAGGAGACAGAGGACAGAAACGAGAAUGGCAGUACAGGUAUUGGGAAAAAUGUAAUUUGUGACCGAACAGCUACCCCCUUGGAUGCUUUUAGAAUGAUGUCAGCUGCACAUUAUUACCCCAAGCUAAUGAGCAUCAUGGGAAAUGUCUUGCGGUUUCUUCCAGCUUUUGUAAAGAUGAAGCAGCUAAUACAGGAAGGAUAUGUAGGUGAGCUUCAAGUGUGUGAGGUUCAGGUCCACAGUGGAAGUCUUCUGGGAAAGAAGUACAACUGGAGCUGUGAUGAUCUCAUGGGUGGAGGUGGUCUACACUCCGUGGGGAGCUACAUCAUUGACUUGCUGACUUUCUUAACCAGCCAGAAAGCUGUGAAGGUUCACGGCCUCUUGAAGACCUUUGUGAAGCAGACAGAUCAUAUAAAAGGGAUACGUCAGAUUACCAGUGACGAUUUUUGUACAUUUCAAAUGGUGCUAGAGGGAGGGGUGUGCUGCACUGUUACCCUUAACUUUAAUGUCCCAGGUGAGUUUAAGCAAGAUGUCAUUGUUGUAGGCUCAGCUGGCCGACUUAUUGUAACAGGGAUUGACCUUUAUGGACAAAGAAACAGCUCCUCCGAUCGUGAAUUGCUUUUAAAAGACUCAACCCCUGUCAGCAACUCUCUUUUACCUGAAAAGGCAUUUAGUGACAUUCCAUCCCCAUACCUUCGAGGAACUAUUAAAAUGGUGCAGGCUGUGCGCCAAGCGUUUCAAGACCAGGACGACAGGAGAACAUGGGAUGGUAGGCCGCUGACCAUGGCUGCCACAUUUGAUGACUGUCUUUAUGCUUUGUGCGUAGUUGACACCAUUAAGAAAUCUAACCAGACUGGUGAAUGGCAAAAUAUCGUGAUUAUGACUGAAGAACCUGAAUUGAGUCCUGCAUAUUUAAUUAGUGAAGCAAUGCGCAGAAGCAGAAUGUCUUUGUAUUGUUAGCUUAGAAAUCACUCAAACUUAGAAUAUCAAUUAUGAGACUCUUAAAACAAAGUUGCGCCAGGGUGAAUGAUGCAGCUUUAUCACACAAUGCAUUUAUCUUGCAUUCAUUGCUGUUUCCAGAAAAAAAGCAAAUCCUUCUCUGUCCAUAUCAGAAACUGUGAACUUGUAUGAGAAUGUAUUUUAUGGUUUGGUUGGUUCUAAGAAAAGAAAAAAGAUGUUAUUUUGCCUCAUGUAUUUAAUAACAAACGGGUUAUCACUGAAGAUGUCUACAUUUCUAUGGAGGAUGCUUGUAUAGGAACUUUGCAUAUUGUGAAUGUUACAUCCACUGGAUUGUAUUAUGAAAUCUGUACUGAAUAUGUAGCUGAGAUGUUGUAGUGUUGGGCUUCAGUAUCCUACCCAGAAACUCAUUUCUAAAGGAAAUAUUUCAUUCUAAAGGGGAAACCAGGGAUCUUAAUGCCCAAUAUGCUUAGGUGGUGUCCAUUCUGCGCACACACAUCCUGCGCUUAUAAACUCUGCCAUACGCACGAUAAAUACAAGUAACAAAGUUUAGACUCAGAGCCAUGGAAUUAUGUUUUGUGACAUGGAGAAUGCAUUAAAGUGACAGAAUUUC